Messenger RNA from Oikopleura dioica, 1590 nucleotides. The record is from the annotation of a GenBank genome assembly. Lineage: Eukaryota; Metazoa; Chordata; Appendicularia; Copelata; Oikopleuridae.
AUGUGCUUCUUCAAAACCGAUAUCGUUACCGGCAUCCCGCAGAAGAAGGCUGAUUUGGAAAUGUCAGUAAUGCCGGAGACUGUAGCUUCGCGCGUGGCAACCAACAAUGCCGAAGCGCUGGUUGAAGCGGGUUCGACGCAGUUGAUCCGCGUAGAGCCAAAUGACUCAAGAGUCGAUUGCUCUAAUUAUAAUCCUCUCGAUGUUUGGAAUAUGGGCGUGCAGAUGGCUGCUCUUCAUUUUCAGACGCCUGGACUGAUGAUGGAUCUUAAUGAAGGCAUGUUCGCGGCGAAUGGCGGCUGCGGCUAUGCGCUCAAGCCAUCGAUCAUGAUUGACUCGGAAAGAACGAUCCGCUCUGAGGUCACAACCUUGCACUUGCGAGUAAUAUCGGGCACCGACCUUCCUAAGCCGCGCGGUGCCGGCUCCAAGGGAAGCGUCAUCGAUCCGUACGUACUCAUCGAAGUCUUUGGCGCGGCGACCGAUUGCGCUGAGCACAGAACUCGCACUGUACACAAUUGCGGGCGAAAUCCAGUUUUCGAUGAAUCUUGCGAAUUUCGUCUGACAGUGCCUGACAUGGCGCUAAUUAGAUUUGUCAUUCUUGACGAUGAUUUUAUUGGUGAUGAGUUUAUCGGACAAUACACCAUCGCCCACUCUUGCCUUCUUCCUGGCUACAGGGUCGCGAAACUAAGUGGCAUAUUCGGAGAAGAUUUGAAUGGCGCGUCCUUGCUAGUGCACGUGGCGAUCAGCUCAUCCCGCGAAACUAAGCAGAAGAAGACCGUGCUUCGGCGCCGCCCGAAUAAGCCCAUGUCCAAGCUGCGUACUGUUGGGUUCAAGUCAGCCGAUGAACUGUAUAAAUCAAUAUCACAGUCUGCCAGAGAAGCAGCUGACUUACGGCAACUUCAUGAAACGUGUACUAAGGAUUUCAAAGAAGCUGCUGGAUUGCAACCGGUUUCGAAUGUCAAACAGGUCAUGAAGCACCUGUCAGGAAGGAAAAUGCCAAUUAAAUUCCGAAUGAUCGAAAAUGUCCUGACAAUGAGGCUUGACGGCGGCCAACUUCCAGAGCAUGGUCGAAAGUCGGCUCAAGCCACGGACGCCUUAGUAAACACGAAUCGAAAGCUUACGAUCACGGGCCCUGUUUUGCUUGAGAAGAUGGAAGCAGCGCUUACCCAAGCCACAGAGCUCUCGGAAACUAUCGAGAGUCUAGGAAGUGUGGACGGAUUGAAGAGUAAAAAAGCCGCGAAAGUUCACGAAAACCAUGCUUGGAACUGCCGACUUCUUCGAGGCCAAAUCGAGCUUCUUCGAACUGCGAUAGAAGCAGCAGCAACGCAGUUGAUACAAAUUGUGGAAUGUGCAAUUCAAUACGACAUGGUUCAGGGCGAGUUGCCAGACGAAUGGCGCGAGACAAUUCUGAAUCCCUCUCCGAAUGACCAGCUGAACGACAAGAAACUAGGCCAGCGGUACAACACUAACAAAUUCUCGCUACGAGGACUUCACAGAACGCUCAGUGCUGAUUCGACUUCGCUUGGCAGGAGUCUGCUGCCAAAGUCCCUCAAACGUUCAUCAAAAUCCUCAGUUCAAGACUCGACAAGCUGA